AUGGCCUCCAACGGCGGCGGCGGCGGGGGGCUCCGCCACAGCAACAGCAGCCGCCUAUCGCGGAUGUCCUACUCCGGCAGCGGGGGCGACGACACCCGCGUGCAGGCGGCCGUCCCCGGCGACCGUCCCAUGGUCACCUUCGCCCGCCGCACGCACUCGGGCCGCUACCUGAGCUACUCCCGCGAUGACCUCGACAGCGACCUCGGCAUCGGCGGCGACAUGUCGCCCGACCGCAAGGAGGAGCAGCAGCAUCAGUACGCGAGCUACCACCGUCACAUGCGCGCACCUCAUGGACAAGGCCAUCGACUCGGAGGCCUCCCACCCGCAGAUGGCAGGAGCCACGGCAAGAACGGCGGCUCUGUCAAGGCGCUGGCAGCCGCGGGCGGGCGGGUCUUCUCCGCGCACCAGGACGGCCGCGUCCGCGUCUGGCGCGUCUCCCGCCGCUCCCGCUCCGAGAACGCCUUCAAGCUCGUCGCCGCGCUGCCCACCGCCAGGGACUACUUGGGCCGAGUGUUCCGCCAGGCCAACUACGUGCAGACGAUGGCGCGGCGCAGCCACCGUUGCCUCUGGAUCAAGCACGCCGACAGCAUCUCCUGCCUCGCCGUUGCCGCCACGGUGCACAACACCGCGCUGCUCUACUCGGGUUCCUGGGACCGCACGCUCAAGGACUGGCGCAUCGCUGACCUCAAGUGCCUCGAGUACAUCCGCGCCCACGACGACGCCGUCAACGCCGUGGCCGCCGGCGCCGGCGUCGUCUACUCCGGCUCCGCCAACCGCCGCGUCAAGGCGUGGGAGAAGGGCAAGGCGUCGCAUUUCCUCCAGGGCGUCCUCGUCGCCCGCGAUGGCGUGUCCUGGGAUCUUCUGAAUGUGAUGCAUUUGAAUGUUAAUGUUUCUUUUGUAGUUAGAUAUGACGCAAUAGAAAAUCAACUCACAGCUGACAUCUCUCAUCUGAUGAAAAUUCUUAGGCGAAGGUAUUACCUUGUGGAGAAGGCAAAGGAUGCAAACAUUAUUGGCAUUUUGGUGGGAACUCUGGGUGUUGCUGGUUGUCUUCAUAUAAUCGAACAAAUGAAAGAACUCAUCAAGGCCGCAGGAAAGAAAUCUUAUACAUUGGUCAUGGGCAGGCCUAAUUCUGCAAAACUUGUGAAUUUUCCAGAGUGCGAAGUCUUUAUUUAUGUUUCUUGUGCCCAAACCGCUCUGCUGGAUAGCAAGGAUUUUUUAGCUCUAGUUAUUACACCUUUUGAAGCUGUACUAGCUUUUGGCAGGGGAAGAGAGUGGACUGGAGAAUAUCUUUUGGAUUUCAAGGAUUUGAUCACUUUAGAGAAACAUGGUCCACCAACAGUGGACACCAUGGACAUAUUACGGUUUCAUGCAGUUUAUUGGCCAGCCAUGUUAAUGUCAGCAGGUUUAAGUGUUCCUGAUACAGUUUUCUGUCAUGGAUUCUUGACAAAGGAUGGCAUGAAGAUGGGUAAGUCAUUAGGCAACAUGCUUGAACCAAAAGAUCUGGUAGAAAGAUUUGGCGCUGAUGCUGUUAGGUACUUCUUCUUGCGGGAAGUAGAAUUCGGCAAUGAUGGGGACUAUUUAGAAGAACGCUUUAUCAAUAUAGUCAAUGCUCAUCUUGCUAAUACAAUUGGCAUUUCUACUUAG
This is a messenger RNA of Miscanthus lutarioriparius, 1644 nucleotides long. The record is from the annotation of a GenBank genome assembly. NCBI's taxonomy places the organism in Eukaryota, Viridiplantae, Streptophyta, Magnoliopsida, Poales, Poaceae.